Orycteropus afer afer is the source of this 2766-nucleotide messenger RNA. RefSeq names its product coiled-coil domain containing 191 (gene CCDC191). The record is from RefSeq and is a predicted model, not a curated record. The transcript is spliced from 17 exons. Gene Ontology annotation, molecular function: phosphatase binding. Lineage: Eukaryota; Metazoa; Chordata; Mammalia; Tubulidentata; Orycteropodidae. The coding region runs from base 1 to 2766 and encodes 921 amino acids.
AUGCUGUUAACACCCCAAGAAAGGUCCGCUUCAAGGAAGAGGACGGGAGUGAAUGGCUGGAAACGGUUCACAAGGAAGCCAAGUCCCAAGCCUGCCUUUGACCCUGACAAUGUGCAGCAAUGGAUGAAGAGAGUGCAGAAAGCUUCAGAAUUGGCUGUUUCAAAAGCAUUUUCUGCUGGAAGUUCAGUUUUACCUGGAAGGGUUUGGGAACAAACCAUAGAAUUAGAAACAUCUGAGCAAAUACAAGAUAAUGAUGAAGCUUAUGCAGAAGCUCAGGAGCUGAUCAGUGAUUGGUUAGACACCAAACUUAAGCAAGAACUAGCAAGUGAUGGAGAAGGUGAUGCUGAAGACACUGUGUCAAGUGUUACUCCUAUGGUAGAAGCCAGUGGCCUUUUGAAAUAUGACAGGUUUGAUGAUUUAUGUGGCUAUUUGGAGGAAGAAGAGGAAAGUACUACCGUUCAAAAAUUUAUGGACCAUCUGCUCCACAAAGAUGUGGUGGAUUCUGGGAUAUUGGAAGAUCUUGGAAUGACAGAAAACCAAGACAAGAAGCAGCAGAAGGAUCCUCGUCUUACCAUGGAGAUGAGACAUAAGCAGGUAAAAGAAAAUCGCUUAAGACGUGAGAAAGAAUUAGAACGCCAGAGAAUCGAAAAGGCCUUGAAAAAAUCGGCCUUCUUAGAGGCUCAGUGUCUGGUGCAAGAAGAGAAGAAAAGGAAGGCUCUGGAGGCCAAGAAAGAAGAGGAGGAGAUUCAAAGGGAGAUGGUAAAGCUGCGGAGAGAGAUAAUUGAGAGGAGACACACUGUGGAAGAAGCAUGGAAAAUAGAGAAGAAAAAGCAAGAAGAAAAUUUUCAAAGGAAACCAGAAAAGGACAUAUUUGAAAGUGCUCAUAUUCCUCUGGAUGAAGAAAAAAUGGCAAAAGAAAGAAAGAGGAAAUUGAAAGAGUUAUUAAUGCAAGUUUCCAAGGAAAAUAACCAGUGUCAAAAACGGUAUUUCUCUGCCUGGCACAAGCUGAUUCUUGAUCAUAGGAUUAAGCUGGGGAAAGCUGGGACCCUGUCCAACUGGAAGUUUCAGCUAAAGGUCCUACGAGCUUGGAGAGACCACACAAGAUCCCAGAAGUUGGAGCGGGAGACUCAAGCUAUGGAAAAUGAUCUUAGGGAAGAAAACAGAAAACAACAAGUGGCCACUGAAUAUUACCGGAAGCAAGUUCUACGACACUACUUCGCAGAAUGGCAGCAUUGGCAUUGUGUAGAGAUCCGAAAGAGAGAGCUGGCUCUAACAAAGGAAGAAACCAGGAAGAAAAUGGACGCGGUGCUGAAGGCAGCAUCACUAGGGAAACUAAGUGCAAAUGAGUCUUCAGGCACAAGUACUCCACUUGAGAAGGCAACAGCCACUGUGGAACCAUCCACAAGAGAUGGAGAGGUGACUGCUGAGUCCCCCUUGUGGGAAAAGCCUCCUUUGGAGAGCAGUGGUUGUAUGCUGAGUCUGCCUCUAGGAAGACCAACAAAGAGUACCUUUCAGGUUCCCCUUCAGAAUGUCCCUCUAAACACGCCUGACAAUAAGCAGCCCAAGACUGUGGACCCUGAGCCCUCCCAACAGCCUGGCAGCAAUGAGAAGCUCAGAACCACCAACCAAAAAGCAGAGCCCAUUUGCUUGGGCCAUUUCCACACCCGCCACAUCUUCCAGCAGCAGCUGAUUGAGAAGCAAAAGAAGAAACUUCAGGAACAGCAGAAAAUAAUUCUCGAGCUGAAGGAAAACCAGCGGCUGGCAGAGGCUCGGUGGGCAGAGGAGCGUGCCGCAGCAGUCACAGGCACACAGAGCCGCAGCCUGUCAAAUCCCACAGAAGAGGAGGAACUGAAAAGAACAUGUCAGAUGUUUCUUAAUUCACCUGCUGCUUCACCUGGGACUGAGGGCAGUAGAAGUGACUCCCAAAAUUCUGUUUCUGGACCCAGAAGGAGCCCAAGGCAGCCGAUGGCCCCCCAUCCCAUACUGAAAGCCAUGGAAGAGAGAGCAAUUCAGCGAGCUGAACGUAGGCGGAUCUUGGCAGAGAGGAAGAAAAAACAAGAAGAAGAGAAAUUGGCCCAGUUAAAGGCCCAAGAGGAGGAGCAUCAGAAGAGGGAAGCAGAAGAAAAGGAGGCUCAGCUUGAAAGAAAACGAGAAGAAAAGAGACUGAAGAAAAUGAAAGAACUAGAGAAACAGAAGAGAAUUGAGAGGAAUCAGCAGUUGGAGGCAGUAGCGAAAGAACAUUAUGAAAAGGUUGUGCUAAGAAAAAUAGGUUUGGAGCCUUGGAAAAGAUUGAGAAUGCAAAGCAAACAAAAUAUCCAGGUGGCCAAAGAACAUCACUCUUUGGCAGUACAAAGGAAAUGCCUGCUGGCCUGGUUCCAGUCCACUCAUCAAAGCUUGGCUAGAAAGGCAGCCCGGGCUGACCAGUUUUAUUCCCAAAUACUGCUUAGGAGAGUCAUCUGGAGCUGGCUACAGUACCUGACUGAUCUAGAAGCAGCAGCAAGAAUACUUUAUGCACGUUUUCUUCAGAAGAAGAUGUUUGGGGCCUGGCUUAAUGUGGUCAGGGAGGCCAAGAUUGAUUCUCAGAGCAAGUACCUGAUUGCUGUGGAAUAUAGUGACAAGAGGAUUUUCAAGACCACAUUUCACACAUGGAAGCAGUCUGCAAGAUUUAUGAAAGAGGAAAGAUUAAAAGAAGAAAGGAGAGAGCAACUCCGUAGGAAGGUAGCUGAAAUUCUUCCAGACUUCCAGAUGCUGGCACCACCUUAUUAG